Messenger RNA from Meloidogyne enterolobii, 423 nucleotides. The record is from the annotation of a GenBank genome assembly. Lineage: Eukaryota; Metazoa; Nematoda; Chromadorea; Rhabditida; Meloidogynidae.
UGCAAAAUGCAAAUGACCCAGCUGGGUCCAGAAUUUGAAUCUGUAAUUGUUGCUACAAUUAUGUUUUUGGCGGGUGGGGCACUUAGUUUCUUUUGUUGUUUUUGUAUUACACAUGGUUAUCUUUGGCAUAAAAGAAGGAUUUAUAGGAGGAGAUUAAAGAAUGAAUGGAGUGAAGGUACUGAAUCUACUGGGGGUAGUACCGUUGAUAUAUUAACUCAACAAUAUCCCCAAAGAGGUGCUUUACGUAAACAAACAUCUCUUGAUCAACAAAGCCAAUUAAAACGGGUAGUUGUUGUUGAUGAAAAUGGAAGACAUAAUCAGGCAAAUGGAAAGAAUAUAAAACAACAACAACAAAGAAGACAUACAAAUGUUGUUUUUGAAUGUGGAAGCAGUAUAAGCACUGAAGAGACAAACAGUUCCUGA